Debaryomyces fabryi is the source of this 2292-nucleotide messenger RNA. Its product is annotated as DEAH-box ATP-dependent RNA helicase. Lineage: Eukaryota; Fungi; Ascomycota; Pichiomycetes; Serinales; Debaryomycetaceae. The record is from RefSeq and is a predicted model, not a curated record. Gene Ontology annotation, cellular component: intracellular anatomical structure; spliceosomal complex. The transcript has a single exon. Gene Ontology annotation, molecular function: ATP binding; RNA helicase activity; RNA binding. Bases 1 to 2292 code for a protein of 763 amino acids.
AUGGGUGAAGAUAGAUCAUAUAAAAAGCAGAAAGUAGAAGAUUCGAAAGCAGAGGAAGUAGCUGAGGCUGCAGAAGAAUCUUUGAGAUUGCAUCCACAUCCUAGGGAACGUACACCCUUAGUUCACCAUGACGAUGGAGAAUUUUCUAAACUUACGAGACACACUACAACUGCAUCACAAGCGGCCAAGUUGGAGGAUGGACCAAACAAUCCUUUUACUGGAAAGCAGCUUAGCUCCAAAUACUUUGGUAUCUUGAAAGGAAGAAGGGAUUUACCAGUUCAUGCACAAAGAGAUGAAUUUUUGAAAAUGUUUCAAAGUACACAGAUUAUGGUGUUUGUAGGUGAAACCGGUUCUGGUAAAACGACGCAAAUCCCUCAGUUUGUACUCUACGAUGAUAUGCCACACUUGAUGGGCACGCAGGUAGCAUGUACACAACCUAGAAGGGUUGCAGCUAUGUCUGUGGCCAAGAGAGUUGCCGAUGAGAUGGAUGUUGAAUUAGGAGAAGAAGUGGGUUACAGUAUUCGUUUCGAAAAUAAGACAAGCAACAAAACUAUAUUGAAGUAUAUGACUGAUGGUAUGUUGUUAAGAGAAGCAAUGGACGACCAUGAUUUGAACAAGUACUCAUGUAUAAUAUUGGAUGAAGCGCACGAAAGAACAUUGGCCACUGAUAUUUUGAUGGGUUUAUUGAAACAAGUGAGUGUUAGAAGACCAGACUUGAAGAUCAUUAUUAUGUCUGCUACAUUAGAUGCAGAAAAAUUCCAAAACUAUUUUCACAACUCUCCUUUAUUAGCAGUUCCAGGUAGAACCUUCCCUGUUGAGAUCUAUUAUACUCCUGAGUUCCAGAGGGAUUAUAUGGAUGCUGCCAUCAGAACAGUGUUACAAAUCCAUGCUACUGAGGAUGAAGGGGACAUCUUGUUGUUCCUUACUGGUGAAGAAGAAAUUGAAGAUGCCUGUAGAAAAAUCGCAUUAGAGACAGACGAAUUAAUCAGAGACCAAGAUUGCGGUCCUUGCAGUGUUUACCCAUUAUAUGGUUCUUUACCACCUCACCAACAACAAAAGAUUUUCGAUCCAGCUCCAGAACCUUUCAGACCAGGCGGAAGACCAGGUAGAAAGAUCAUUGUUUCUACUAACAUUGCUGAAACUUCCUUGACCAUUGACGGUAUUGUCUAUGUUGUAGACCCUGGGUUCUCCAAGCAAAAAGUAUACAACCCAAGAAUCAGAGUUGAAUCAUUAUUGGUAUCGCCAAUUUCUAAAGCGUCUGCACAACAAAGAGCUGGUAGAGCUGGUAGAACUAGACCGGGAAAAUGCUUCAGAUUAUACACUGAGGAAGCUUUCCAAAAAGAAUUGAUCGAACAAUCGUACCCAGAAAUCUUGAGGAGUAGUUUGGCAUCUACCGUAUUGGAAUUGAAGAAAUUAGGAAUCGAUGAUUUAGUUCAUUUCGAUUUUAUGGACCCUCCUGCACCAGAAACAAUGAUGAGAGCUUUGGAAGAAUUGAACUACUUACAAUGUCUUUCGGAUGAAGGUGAAUUAACCGCAUUAGGAAGAAUGGCAUCACAAUUCCCAUUAGAUCCUAUGCUUGCAGUCAUGUUGAUCGGAUCUCCAGCCUUCAAAUGUUCUAACGAAAUCUUGAGUAUUGUUGCGUUAUUAUCUGUUCCAAAUAUUUUUGUUCGUCCUGCAUCAGCUAGAAAGAGAGCAGAUGAAUGUAAAUUGGCAUUUGCCCAUCCUGAUGGAGAUCAUUUGACUCUUUUGAAUGUCUACGAGGCAUUUAACUCCGACGAAGCUCACAAUUUGGGCUUACACCAAUGGUGUCGUGAUAACUUCUUAUCUUACAGAUCCUUGUUAUCGGCCAGAAGUGUGAGAUCCCAAUUGCAAAGAAUUAUGGAAAGAUACGACUUGGAACUUAUCUCUACUCCUUUUGAAGAUAAGAGCUAUUGGACCAACAUCCGUAAGGCCCUUGCAGCCGGCUUUUUCAUGCAAGUUGCAAAGAAGAAGUCAGGAAAUAAGGGUUAUUUGACUAUUAAAGAUAACCAGGAUGCAUUGAUCCAUCCAACCACUGUUUUGGCUUCUGAAAGUGAAUGGGUCAUCUAUAACGAAUUUGUUUUGACAUCCAAAAACUACAUCAGAACUGUCACUUCCGUUAAACCAGAUUGGCUUGUUGAGUUGGCUCCUAAUUAUUACAAUUUAGACCACUUUUCGAAGGGUGAUGUCAAAUUAUCACUCGAAAGAGUUAUAGACAGAGUAGAGACUAUGAAAAAGUUAGAGAAAAAAAAAUCAAAGAAAUCUAAAAAAUAG